UAUACAAAUUUUAUUCCUUAUCAAUUUUAUUUAGUUUGAUCAUCGAAAUGGAAUAGCUUUUUUACUAUUAUUAUAUUUUUCUCUAUAUAUGGUAAUGUGUUUAUUUGUCCUUCUUUUAUGUUUGUGUAACCAAUGCCAUUAAAUUAAUGUCACUAUCCAUUAUUAUUCACAUUUUUAAUUAUUCGAAUGAAAUAUAUAUUUUUAUGUUUGUAGCUCUUUUUUCUUGAUGCAAUCGAAACGAGAAGAAAGGUGUCAGAUUAUUUUAGGAUCAUACGAAACAAGCUUUUCUGAUACAAGAAACCGUGGUAUAUAAAAAUAUCUGUGAUAUAUUGAUAUAUUUGACAGCAGUAAUCAUCUUAUGAAUGUGAUGAUUUUGGAAGAAACAAAAUUUAUUUAAUAACAUGUUAGAGGACGGAUAUAGUACCAAUGUUCUGUGUGCAUUGUUUACCAUAUUUUUCAUACUUAUGCUAAAUUUCUUCCGAUAUCUUGUACGAGAGCCCCAUAUUCAUAUUAGAGAUGUUACCAAAGAGCAUAAUUGGAUAUCCAUAAGAAGGGAAACAAAGGCAUAUUAUUGUAGCAUUUGUGAAAGCUUGUUGUUAAAUAUUAAUGGUUUGAUCUGUGAUUCAUGUGGUGUUUGUGCGGAUCCUACAUGUGUCAAGAUUGCAGAUAAGCAAUUAAAGUGCAAACUUGUUACCGUAAACGCAAAUGAACCAAUGAAGCACCAUUGGAUAAAAGGUAAUUUAGCUCUAAAUGUUAUAUGUGAAAUAUGUAAUGAGGAAUGUGAUGUGGAACCUGGACUAACAGAUUGGUGGUGCUGUUGGUGUCAAAAAUGUGUCCACGAUAACUGCAAGUCUAAGCUUUCUAAAAUAUGUGAUUUUGGUAAAUUUAAGUUAAUGAUAAUUCCACCAAGUAGCUUAAAUCUACGAAGUACUGUAAGACGUAGAUUAUACCUUUGUUCGGUUAUACCUCCAAAUUGGCCUCAGUGGAAUCCUCUUAUAGUUGUUGCCAAUAAAAGAUCUGGUAAUAAUGAUGGAGCAGAAAUCUUGUCUCUGUUUAGAAGGUUAUUAAAUCCUGCACAAGUUGUUGAUUUAUCAGAGCGUGAUCCAGUCGCUGUUUUAGAAUGGUGUCGUUUACUUGGGAAAGUAACAUGUACAGUCCUUGUAGCAGGUGGAGAUGGAACAAUAGCUUGGUUAUUGAAUGCUAUUCAUAAGCUUGGAUUGGAGCCAGUUCCAUCUGUAGCGGUAAUUCCUUUGGGAACAGGAAAUGAUUUAUCAAGAGUGCUAGGCUGGGGAAAAGAGCAUGAUCCAGAUAAGGAUCCUGCAGAUAUUUUGCAUGAAAUACAGAAAGCACAAAAAGUGGAACUCGAUAGGUGGACUGUGAUAGUAAAACCAUAUGGUGGAUUAGGACUUAGAAGUUCGCAGCAAACAUUUUACAUGUAUAAUUACUUAAGCGUGGGAGUAGAUGCACAAGUAACAUUAAAUUUUCAUCGUACAAGAGAGAGUCGUUUUUACUUCUAUAGCAGUAGAUUGUUUAAUAAGCUACUAUACUUGUGCUUUGGUAUGCAACAAGUAGUUGAACGGGACUGCAAAGAUCUUGAUAAGAAUAUAGAGUUAUAUUUGGAUGAAGAGAAAGUGAAUUUGCCAUCCAUCGAAAGUAUUGUAAUAUUAAACAUUCCAUCGUGGGCUGCUGGAGUUGAUCUGUGGAAUAUGGGAUUGGAAGGCCACGAACAAUAUGGAAAACAAAGUAUCAAUGACGGUAAAUUAGAGGUAGUUGCGCUUUAUUCAUCAUUUCAUAUGGCUCAACUUCAAGUAGGAUUGUCUCAGCCUUAUCGACUUGGACAAGCUAACAGUGUAAAGGUAAAGAUAAUAAAAUCUUGCGCUAUGCAAAUUGAUGGCGAACCAUGGUAUCAACAUCCUUGCGAAUUCAAUAUUACAUAUUGUAAUAAAGCAGUCAUGCUUGUAAACACAGUUGAAAGAACUAUUUAAUUCUUUCAUUCUGGAGUAUGUAAGAGGUCUCAAUUACUUGUACAUUCCAAAGUUUGGUUUUAAAUGGAAAAGGAUUCACUAUAUUUCACGAAUAAAGCAUGAUAAAGGUAAAAUGUAAGAUAGAAAUUAUUUUUUAUGUAUGUGAAUUGUAUAUUUUUAUAUUUUAUUUAUUAGUUAUGUAUUUUAAACCUUAUUACUAAUUCGUGUUAUUAAACUUUGAAAUAAAAGAUAUAUAUCGA
Molecule: messenger RNA, 2224 nt
Organism: Bombus pascuorum
Lineage: Eukaryota; Metazoa; Arthropoda; Insecta; Hymenoptera; Apidae
Gene: Dgkepsilon
Product: diacylglycerol kinase epsilon
Exons: 10
Coding region: 402-1985 (527 amino acids)
Molecular function (GO): ATP-dependent diacylglycerol kinase activity
Source: RefSeq, a predicted model, not a curated record